GCUUGUCAAACGCCAAUACUGAAACAGAAGAAGAGCCGAUCAUUCAGCCUGACUGGGGACGAAGUUCUGCAGACUCAGAGCAGCAACAUAUUUCCUGAUAAAGCUGAUAAAGACAGAGCCUAAAUGGAUCUAACUGAACAGAUCAACCAGUUGGAGGCAGACUUGCAGGAGUUGGGGUCCCUUUUGGAGAAGGCUGAGAGGAAAAGAGUGCAGGAGCUGUUAAAACAGGAGCAGAAGAAGGUGGAGAAGGAGCUUGCAAGCAAACGACAGCAGAAGGAGCAACAGACCAGAAGAGAGACAGACCCAGCUGCAGCCUCUAAAGCAACGUACACAGUCAAGAUCACCAGCUAUGCGUGGGACCAGUCUGAGAAAUUUGUCAAAAUUUACCUUGCAUUGAAGGAUGUGCACAAAAUUCCAUCAGAGGACGUGGAAGUCAACUUCACAGAAAGGUCAUUGUCUGUGCUGGUGAAGGAUCUAGAUGGCAAAAACCAUCAGAUGACAAUUCUCAACCUGUUGUAUCCAAUUGAUGAAAAGGACAGCUACAAAAAGAUAAAAACAGACAUGGUUUUGGUCAUGUGCAAGAAGCAGGCAACAAAGAAGUGGGACUGCCUGACAACGGUGGAAAAGCAGUCAAAAGAGAAAGACAAACCCAGCAUGGAUGACAGUGCAGACCCCAGCGAGGGCCUGAUGAGCAUGCUGAAGAAGAUCUACGCAGAGGGGGAUGACGAAAUGAAAAGAACCAUCAACAAAGCCUGGUCAGAGUCCCAAGAGAAGAAAAUAAGAGGAGAAGACAUGAUGGACUUGUAAACACUGCCGCUUUUCCACAGCAGGACCGAAUGAGAGCUACGAGGGCUGUAGCAGGCUUGACUUAAAUAUUAAGUAUUGGAACUGAAGUCCAGCGUACAAAGCUCAUAAAUGAUGUGUCAGGAAUAACAUUUAAGCCCUGAGUGGCCUUAUUUUGGCCCUGCUUUGAAAACCAGACUACCACUGUCCUGUGAGUCAUGGCUAGUCGCAGAUCUCAUAAUGAAUUGUCAGGAAAAUGUCUGCAUAAACACGAGGCCGUUGUCCACCAGAGGGCAACCUUCAUACAGCAAGUCAUUCCAGCGUUUCAUCAUCGUUGAUGUUAGGUUUCAACACUCAGGAGUUGUGUAGGGAGUGGCAUCUGUUUGCCUGUUUGUAUUUCCCAUCACCUUAAGCGGUUACUUCUGACUACUGUGGAGGCUUGGAAUCUAAUGUUUUAUUAGUCUUUCUGGUGAAGUAAUUUAAAAAGAGAAGGGACCACGAUGCAGUUACUUUUGUAGCUCUUGUUUUUGUUUUCCUUUCUUGUGUCAGACAUAAAGGUCUGUCAGUCUUCAUGGUUUAGAUUAGACCAGAGUACACAUAAUUGGUAAAACUCGUCAAUAUUGUGAAUUCGGUGCAGCGAAACUGAGCUGACAUUUAAGAGGUUUUCAAAUGUACGUUUGCCAAAGCUGACUCGCAUUCCUGUUGAACACAAACAGUAGGCUCUUUUCACAUCAGCCUUUUGUGUUCUUCUCAUCCCGUAAAUAGAUCAAAUGAUAGCUGCAAAUACAGUUGUAACCUUGCAUCAGUGCAGUGCAAUAAUUGACAGUAGCGCAUGCAUCUGUGUGUCAGUCUUAAUGUAUUCUGCUCAGUCCUGCUGCAAAAUGUAAAUGCUCUGACAGUUCCGUGUAAAUUGCAUUAUUGUAGUGUGGGGCAGUUUCCUAGUGUCAUUUCUAUGUAUGGUAGUACUGUUUGAAUUGUAAUUUUCCUUCCAACAUUCUGUUUUUUUAUUAUUCUUUUACAUGGGCUGUUGUCAUCAUCUUACAUUUACUGUUGCCUGUCCUCAGGCAAGUGUCAGUGCACUUCCAACAAAUACAACUGUGGAUCUGAGUUA
Messenger RNA from Acanthochromis polyacanthus (spiny chromis), 1894 nucleotides. It is a transcript of the gene cacybp, whose product is annotated as calcyclin binding protein. Gene Ontology annotation, biological process: heart development. Gene Ontology annotation, cellular component: nucleus. Bases 124 to 807 code for a protein of 227 amino acids. The transcript has 6 exons. Gene Ontology annotation, molecular function: ubiquitin protein ligase binding; tubulin binding; S100 protein binding. NCBI's taxonomy places the organism in Eukaryota, Metazoa, Chordata, Actinopteri, Pomacentridae. The record is from RefSeq and is a predicted model, not a curated record.